AUGGCCACACCAACAGCAGUCCUCAGUGAGCUCUCGGACCAUCUGCAAAAGGUCGAUCAAGAUCCUACCUGUCCGUUGGAUACAGACCUGCUCGAACGAUGCGAGCUCUCCACAAACACUCCGGAAUAUAGGAGCCAUGGCUGGAAGGACACUAGAUCGCUUUUCCUGCAAAUAGCCGCCUUGUUACCCAAACUUCAGCAAGAUCCGUCGCCACUCGUACAUUUCAUCGUCAAGUUAGCUGGGCCAUACCGUUUUGAGGACAUCAAAGAUAUCGACUUUGAGAUUGGCCUCGAUCUUCAGGCUACUCCAUUCCACAGCCUUCUGCUCACACUGCUCGAGAAGGCCACCGCAAGUAGCACAGAUGCCCAGACCCUGGCCAACCGUCCAUCAGUCAUAUUAGCCACAGUCCGUCUGUGGCUGUGUACGCAAGAUGAGGGAGUUGCGACGCAAGCCGAAGACCUUCUCACUUCAUUACUCGAAGUAUCAAAGAACGAGCCUGUAGCCAUUGAUGGCAAGUCUUCACUACAUACAUAUGGCACUGGCCCUAUGUGGCGACGGCUUUUCAGCGACCGCGACAUCAGUUCGCUAUACUAUCACUAUACAUCCCUGAAACAGCUCACUUCACCUCCACCUCCGCUUCUGAGCAAGCGGGACAAGACCAUCUCCCAAGCUAGGCUUCUAUCAUGGCUGCCUCGCGUUGCUGCUAUGGACUGGAAUGCUGUAGUCUCUUCAUAUGGUCUCCCUGUCGAGCAAGAAGUCGGUUUAAAAGAAAACCAAGGCUUACUCCACUACGCCGCAUUGAAAAUGGUCAAUACGGAAGACGACAUACUCAUGCACAUGUCAAUAAUCCAGUUCUAUAGCGUACUUAUCACAAAGGUUCAGACAAGACCUCAUCUCUCCCACUAUGACUCAAGCCUCUCCUUGGACUUCCUAAAACAGGAAGGCAUUCACAAGCACCUGGUCGACUUCCAUACUUCAGAAAAUCCCGGUGUGGACCAUUCCUUCCUGAGCAAUCGGACAGCACAGUACAUCAGCGACUACGCUUCAUGUUACCCUGAGAACUUUGAGAGUAGCAGCGAGAUGCCAAUUAUUCGCGACUACGUCCAUCGAAAUAUCCGCAAGUGCGAGGCAAGCAAUCUGAACAUCAUCGCUGCAAUGCCGAGAUCAACACUGAUUCCACGGGGAGCCUCUGGGCCAGCUUGGGACGACUGUAUCAUUUUAGACAUGCCAAUUACCAGGACAAACCAAGAUGCUUUGAAAACAUUAGCAGCCGUCUUCCAUGGUCCACCGAAAGAAGAAGUCACAUUCCCACAGACCGAAGCCCUAGGUUCCGAUAGCAAGCGUACACAGACCGAAGCCAUAUAUGCGCGUCUCCUGACUGCCCUUUUCUGGAGCAAGAAACCGACCAUGUUCGCUGACUUGACAACUCACAUGGAAACUAUUGCUAUGAAGGAAAAUGCCCUGGCUGCUCUGACGCUCGUGGGUGCCCUCAUCACGGCUUCAUGGUCUACCGAACCCCUCCCAGACGUUCCCGUAAACGAUCCAACAUAUGCCCGUCUUAACUCCUUCCCAAAGUCCGGCAUCGAUCUAAUCCUCGAUCCCAGCAUCAGCGGCGGAGUAUUCCCUUCUCUGUUGAAACCAGCUACGACCUUUUCCAACCUCGUCGGCGGUCGUGGUGAUGCUGAGAAUGCGGCCUACAUCGUUGCAACUGCAAAGUUUGAGGUCUUGAAGACGCUAGGAAGGAAGCUCGAACAAAAUGGUGAUAGACAGGACGUGCUUACCAUGGUUAGGAGGAGGGUAGGCGAGGGUGUUUGGGGUAACAACUCCAAUGCAGGAAGCAGAAUUGGGACACUGGAGUUGUAA
Molecule: messenger RNA, 1863 nt
Organism: Bipolaris zeicola 26-R-13
Lineage: Eukaryota; Fungi; Ascomycota; Dothideomycetes; Pleosporales; Pleosporaceae
Exons: 1
Coding region: 1-1863 (620 amino acids)
Source: RefSeq, a predicted model, not a curated record